AUGCAACUUGAGCCGAUAAUACGGUUGCCGCCUCUUUUAUAUUCUAGCAUGUGUUAAGCCUUCAAGUGUCUAAAUCCUGACAUCAUCGAUAAUGCAGGAUUGCAAGCAUCCGAUCUUUUCAUCACAGUGCGUUCCAUUUAGUGAUAACCUACUCCAGUCUACUUGCCUCGGAAGUUCCGUUAUCGAAAUCUGCAGUUGCUUAUGAGGAGUGGAAGUCAUUUCUCCCGGAAUGAAAACCAUUUUGAAAGCCUUGCAGUGCAGUGCAUUAACUGUGCAUCGCAACCUUGCAAUUCACUCUCUGUCUACUCGCGCUACACACCAGCCUACAGGCGCUACAGUUGGUCGCCCGUCGUGGCCCGCCUUUCUAACCGUUGUCCUUGUAUCAUUGGUCAUAUGUGGCAGCUGGCUGACACGUCAUGAGCCCGGUCCCUCAGAGCCCCAACGUCCCCAGAAACUGUAUUCAUACAAAGGCCAUUUGAACGUGUCCGGCGCUUUUUUUGUCCACCUCGUCACGACCAUGGACUUGUUGAUUCGUCUGACGCCAGAUCAUGCUGACGCCGAUUUAUUCGUCGCUACUGCUGCUGAUCACAAUCGAUUGAUUUCACGUCUUCCACCGCACCAUCGCUCCAAGUGCUCCCACACUAAUCCCCUAUAUCGCUUUCAACUCGAAUGGGAUGAACUCAUCGAUUUGGCGAGCCCCGAGGACAUGCAUAAGCUCUUCCCUUAUCAGUCAUCCACCAUCGGUGUCGACGAGCUUGUAGUCACUCGUGAACACACAGUGCAGGCUGCACGUCCGAUACUCAUUAUGGUUUUACCGUACUUCACUACUCAUUACGAGUGUGAUUUCCUUCUAGAGAUACUCACAUAUCGACCACCCGAACCUGGAUAUGAGGAACUUCAACAGUCUGCCAAUAAGGACUGUCUCACUUUUGAGGAGUUGUCAAUACGAUAUGCCACGCUUCCUGAUGACAUAGAUUCUUUCGAAGCAACCUCAAAAGUCGAUACAUCGCAGCCCUCGGACCCAAUCUCCCCGUCAUUCCUUCAGCGCAUUGCACGGAAGGCUUAUUCUCUACAGCCCUUGUUAGCCACCUUACUUGAUGUGUUCUUUGAUGCGCUCAUGUGAUGUGAAUUUCUCUACCCCCAAUCCCUUUUCCAUGUCGUCGAUCUAUUUCUUAUCACGUACUAUUCAUACAAUAAUUGAUUGUUCAAUACUGUCGGCUCAGAUUUUGUCUUAUCCCCCUGUCUUCCUCCAUUUGUCUCAUUUUAACGAAAUCGGAGGAGUUCUCUGCGAUGGUCAGUUGCGUUGUCUCAUCUAACACUUCGCUUGCGCUUAUACCAAAGGAGCGCAAACCUUUAUGCGUUCUUUGAGCACCGCACAACGUUACUGAGUGAUCUACUGCAAGACGCCGCUGUUUUUGACGUGUGUUUUACAUUUUCAUGGUACAGAGUUAUCACUCACGGCUGGGCUAACCCAUCACCAGCUUUCGUAAUUUUGCGGAAGCCUCUCGAGAUCGUUUCUCAAUUCACUUGUCCCGGCAGUUAUGUCAUCCUUGUAUGCCG
Messenger RNA from Dicrocoelium dendriticum, 1560 nucleotides. The record is from the annotation of a GenBank genome assembly. NCBI's taxonomy places the organism in Eukaryota, Metazoa, Platyhelminthes, Trematoda, Plagiorchiida, Dicrocoeliidae.